Molecule: messenger RNA, 4946 nt
Organism: Electrophorus electricus (electric eel)
Lineage: Eukaryota; Metazoa; Chordata; Actinopteri; Gymnotiformes; Gymnotidae
Gene: usp32
Product: ubiquitin specific peptidase 32
Biological process (GO): protein deubiquitination
Cellular component (GO): Golgi apparatus
Molecular function (GO): cysteine-type deubiquitinase activity; calcium ion binding
Source: RefSeq, a predicted model, not a curated record
UGGAGUGACUCCUGACCACAGACCUGGUCCGGCGGUUAUAUUCACGGAAAACAAGGCAACAGGCGCCGUUCCUGCAGUGACAUGAGGGCAGCAUGGGGGCCAAAGAGUCACGGAUAGGCUUCCUUUCUUACGACGAGGCCGUCAGAAGAGUUACUGAUGUGGAGCUCAAGCGACUGAAAGAUGCCUUCAAGAGGACCAGCGGCCUGUCGGCCUACAUGACCCAGCAGUGCUUCUACAGAGAGGUGCUGGGAGAUGGGGUUCCUGCCAAGGUCGCGGAGGUGAUCUACAGCUCAUUUGGAGGCACGCCGAAAGGGCUCCACUUCAACAACCUCAUCGUUGGCCUGGUACUACUGACAAGAGGAAGAGAUGAAGAAAAAGCCAAAUACAUCUUCGGCCUGUUUGCCGGUGACUCAGGCAGCUGCGUGGUGCGGGAGGAGGCGGAGAGCAUGCUCCGUGCCAUGGACGGAGAGGUGCCGCCCUCGUUGAGGAAGUGCUUCGCGGAGGGCGAGAAGGUGAAUUACGAGAAGUUCAAGAGCUGGCUGCUGCAGAACAAGGAGGCCUUCACCUUCUCUCGCUGGCUGCUGUCAGGAGGCGUGUGCGUCACGCUGACGGACGACAGCGACACACCCACCUUCUACCAGACCCUGGCCGGAGUCACACACUUAGAAGAAUCUGACAUCAUUGACCUGGAGAAGCGCUACUGGCUGCUGAAAGCCCAGUCGAGGACCGGCCGCUUUGACUUGGAGACCUUCGUCCCUUUGGUCUCUCCCCCUAUUAAUGCCUCCCUGAGUGAAGGCUUGUUUCAUGCUUUCGAUGAGAAUCGGGACAAUCACAUUGACUUCAAGGAGAUCUCAUGCGGGCUCUCAGCAUGUUGUCGGGGGCCUGUAGCUGAGAGGCAGAAAUUUUGCUUUAAGGUGUUUGAUGUGGAUCGCGAUGGGGUUUUGUCUCGUGACGAGGUGCACAAGAUGGUGGUGGCCCUGCUGGAGGUGUGGACGGACAACCGCACCGUCAUCCUGCCCCAGGAACUGCCAUCCAGUGUUUCUGACAUCGUCGAAGACAUCUUGAAGACGCACGACACUACACAACAAGGGCAUUUAACGCUGGAAGACUACCAGAUAUGGAGCGUGAAGAGUGCCCUCGCCACAGAGUUCCUCAACCUGCUCUUUCAGGUGUGCCACAUAGUCCUGGGCUUGCGGCCGGCUACGCCCGCAGAGGAGGGCGUGAUCAUCAGAGGAUGGUUGGAGAGGGAAAGCAGGCAUGGACUGCAGCCAGGACAGAGCUGGUUCCUCAUCUCCAUGCAGUGGUGGCAGCUAUGGAAGGAUUACGUGAAAUAUGACAAUAAGGCCAUCGUGGUGGAGCAGCCCGGUAUACAAGGCAGUGGUGGUAGGAGCCCCCAGUCCAGCACCGCUGCCGAACCCAGUGACCCCAGCGACCUCACCGUGGCGAGGGUUGGCACAGUGGCGCGCUCCUACAGCUCCCCCGGAGACAAGCACCCGGAUGGCAGCUGGGAGGUCUCCGGCUGCACCCCCAAUGGUCACAUGACGCAUGGUAGCUCCUCCGCCACAGACAUCUGUUUCGCUCGGCAGCACAGUGCAUUGGAAAACAACCACCAGUGCUUCCCUUCCGCCAACGGGCACCUGCUCAACCAGCUGCCCGCACAGAGGCCUGGCGCCAUCGACAACCAGCCCUUGGUUACCACGGAGCCCAUGAAGGCACCCACGUUAACCAUGGAGGGCGGCCGCCUGAAGCAAUGCCCGCACCCGAUGGCCAGCCGCGACUUUGAGACUGUACCAGAGCCAAUGUGGCGGGCCCUCUACCACUGGUACGGGGCCAACCUCAGCCUGCCCAGACCGGUGAUCCAGUGUGUCGGUUCGGAACGGGCCGAGCUGGAGCUCUUCCCACGCUACCUGCUUUUCCUGCGGCAGCAGCCAGCCUCGCGGCCCCCCCAGUCCAACAUCUGGGUUAACAUGGGUAUGACCAGCCUACGAAUGUUCCCUCCACACCUUCCCCGAGGAAACGUGCCCUCUCCGAACGCCCCUCUGAAGCGCGUGCUGGCUUACACAGGCUGCUUUAGCCGCACGAGCACCAUUAAAGACAUCCAUGAUUACCUGUCGCAGCGGUUACGCAUCAAAGGAGAGGACAUGCGUCUCUGGCUCUACAACAGCGAGAAUUACCUCACCCUUCUCGAUGAUGAGGAUCACACUUUAGAAAGUUUGAAAAUUGAAGAUGAACAGCACUUGGUGAUCGAGGUUCGAAACAAAGAUAUGAGCUGGCCCGAGGAGAUGUCAUUUAUCGCGAACAGCAGCAAAAUCGACAGACACAAAGUCCCUACAGAGAGAGGUGCCACGGGUCUGAGUAACCUAGGCAACACGUGCUUUAUGAACUCCAGCAUCCAGUGUGUGAGCAAUACCAAGCCAUUGACUGACUACUUCAUCUCAGGAAGACACCUCUAUGAGCUCAACAGGACCAAUCCCAUAGGAAUGCGAGGUCAUAUGGCCAAAUGCUAUGGCGAUUUGGUCCAGGAACUGUGGAGUGGAACACAGAAGAACAUUGCGCCUCUGAAGCUCAGGUGGACCAUAGCGAAGUACGCACCGAGGUUCAACGGCUUCCAGCAGCAGGACUCCCAGGAGCUGCUGGCUUUCCUGCUAGACGGCCUCCACGAGGACCUGAACCGCGUGCACGAGAAGCCCUACGUGGAGCUGAAGGACAGCGACGGGCGGCCAGACGCGGAGGUGGCCACCGAGGCCUGGGACAACCACUUGAGGAGGAACCGCUCUAUCGUGGUGGACCUGUUCCAUGGUCAACUCAAGUCCCAGGUCAAGUGUAAGACGUGUGGCCACAUCAGCGCCCGCUUUGACCCUUUCAACUUCCUGUCCCUGCCCCUGCCCAUGGACAGCUCCAUGCACUUGGAGAUCACAGUGAUUAAACUGGAUGGUUCCACGCCGGCCCGCUAUGGCCUUCGCCUGAACAUGGACGAAAAGUACACAGGCCUGAAGAAGCAGCUUAGCGAGCUGUGCUGUCUGAAGCCUGAUCAGAUCCUCCUAGCUGAGGUCCACUCAUCCAACAUUAAGAACUUUCCUCAAGACAACCAAAAGGUGCGGCUGAGCGUGAACGGCUUCCUGUGUGCGUUUGAGAUCCCCGUACCUGGUUCUCCAGCUUUCAUCACCUCCCUGACGCCAACAGACACAGGCCCGAUGGCCAACGGCACUGUCGGCAGUGGCCAUGCUGAGAAGCCUGGCCUCAUUCCGAAUGGCAUGGCAGGCAUGGCUGGCACUCCUGUGCGCGCUAGCGCUGAGCGGAGUCUGGCCAACGGCUUGCCCAGCACGGCGGUGCCAUCUGGCUCGGACAGGAGCCUCGCCAACGGUAUCCCCAAUGGCCACACCACACCAGUGCAGGACAGCCCCUUCACUGGCUACAUCAUUGCCAUGCACAGGAAAAUGAUGCGGACGGAGCUGUACUUCCUGUCAUCGCAGAAGAACAGGCCCAGUCUCUUUGGCAUGCCUCUCAUCGUGCCUUGCACGGUGCGCACCAGCAAGAAGGACCUGUAUGACGCUGUGUGGGUCCAGGUGUCCCGCCUGGCAAGCCCCCUGCCUCCACAGGAAGCCAGCAACCACGCACAGGACUGUGAUGACAGCAUGGGUUACCAGUAUCCCUUCACCCUGCGGGUGGUGCAGAAGGAUGGCAACUCCUGUGCCUGGUGCCCCUGGUACAGGUUCUGUAGAGGCUGCCCAGUGGAGUGUAACGAGGACAGAGCGUCCCUGGGCAAUGCCUACAUUGCGGUUGACUGGGACCCCACCGCCCUACACCUCCGCUACCAGACCUCUCAGGAGCGGAUCGUGGAGGAGCACCCCAGCGUGGAGCUGAGUCGCCGAGCCCAGGCUGAGCCCAUCAGCCUAGACAGCUGUCUGAAGGCCUUCACCACGGAAGAGGAGCUGGGCGAGGAUGAGCUCUACUACUGCUCCAAGUGCCAGACCCACUGCCUGGCCACCAAGAAGCUGGACCUCUGGAGGCUCCCGCCCAUCCUGAUCGUUCACCUGAAGCGCUUCCAGUUUGUAAACGGCCGGUGGAUCAAGUCGCAGAAGAUCGUGAAGUUCCCGCAGGGAGGCUUCAAUCCUAGUGCCUUCCUGGCACCACGCGAUGCCACCCAGAGCACAUGCGGCAUGCAGAGCCAGCAGAGCGAGGGUGUGGCAGAGGAGCUGCCCGCGCUAGACAGAGCCGACUCCUCCUCGUCUUCCGUGUCCAGCCGAGGCCCGUCCUGUUCCAUACAGAGGAUGAGCGGCACCCUUGGCCGGAGCAGCGUUCCCGCCAGUCCCGGUAGCAGCCCAAAGGGGGCAGGACGCAAGCAGAGCCGACUCCGCCUGCCCCAGCUGGGUGGCAGGCACCGCCUCUCCAACAGCAAGGAGAACCUGGAUGGCAGCGGCAGCAAGGAGGGCGGCCCGGAGCUCGAGGUGGAAGCCCCAGUCUCCGCAGACCCAGGCACGCAAGACUCCUGGUCAGGGGACACGUUGAGCGGCGACUGUGAUGUGGUGGUGAACGGGCUGGGUCAGGAGGGCAGCCAGACCAGCGGGCACUCCGAGGACAACAUGGAGCCGGACAGCACCUCUCAGCACAGAUGUGAUGUCUGCCUGGAGCCCAUAUACAACUUAUAUGCAAUCUCAUGCCAUUCAGGAAUACUGGGAGGGGGCCACUAUGUGACCUAUGCCAAAAACCCCAAUGACAAGUGGUACUGUUACAACGACAGCAGCUGCAAGGAAGUUCACUCGGAAGAGAUAGAAACGGACUCCGCCUACAUCCUCUUCUAUGAGCAGCAAGGCGUGGACUACUCCCAGUUCCUGCCCAAGACUGAUGGCAAAAAGAUGGCAGACACUACUAGUAUGGAUGAGGACUUCGAGUCGGACUACAAGAAGUACUGCGUGCUUCAGUGAAGUCAUGCUCUUCCACAUUAA